Molecule: messenger RNA, 2169 nt
Organism: Salvelinus namaycush (lake trout)
Lineage: Eukaryota; Metazoa; Chordata; Actinopteri; Salmoniformes; Salmonidae
Product: transmembrane protein 132D-like
Exons: 7
Coding region: 1-2169 (722 amino acids)
Source: RefSeq, a predicted model, not a curated record
AUGUGCUCCCAGAAGCAAGCUGGUCGCCUGGAGCACCUGAGCAGGAAGUCUGGGCUCACUGACCAUGCUGAAGCCCACAAACUCCACCUCUUCACCUACAGAGAUGCCCUCAGUGUUGCCAGAGUAAAUGCUCACAAAGCCGCCGGCCCAGAUGGCAUCCCUGGCCGCAUCAGAGUGUAUGCUGAUCAGCUGGUGGGGGUCUUAUCUGACAUCUUCAACCUGUCCCUGUCCCAGGCUGUAGUCCCCAACUGCUUCAAGGAGACCACCAUCACCCCAGUAUCCAAGAAAAACAAGGACACUGAGAUUCUGAAUACAGCUGUGCUCACCGGGAGAACAGUUGCCGUGCCAGUAAAGGUGGUCACCAUAGGAACAGAUGGCACAGUUACGGAUGUAACAGAGUCGGUAGAGUGUCGGUCAACCGAUGAAGAGGUGGUCAAGGUGUCGGAUCGUUGUGACUAUGUGUUUGUGAACGGGAAGGAGACGAGGGGGAGGAUGAGGACGGUGCUCAACUUCACCUACAGCUACCUGAGCGCCCAGCUGGAGAUGAGUGUGUGGAUGCCCCACCUCCCCCUGGUCAUUGACGUGGCUGACCCCGAGCUCAGCCAGAUCAAGGGCUGGAGGGUCCCGGUGGCGACCGGCAACAAGAGGUGUAGGGUGAGUGCGGGUGAUGAAAGUGACAGUGAGAGGACAGAGAGUGGCUGUGUCCCCCAGUACCAGAGCACCACGGUGCGUGUCCUCACACACUUUGUGGCCCUGGGAGUUGAUGGAAAUGGCCAACAGGACUUCUUGCUGGGCAGUGAUUGGCAGGUGGACGUGACUGACCUGGUCCAGGAUUUACUGAGGGUGGAGGACCAACGUGUGGCCUAUCUACUGGAGGGACAGGUCCUGAUGGGCCUCAACACUGGCACAGCCAAACUACAGGUGAUGUCUCCUCUGUCUGACUCGAUCCUGGCUGAGCGGAUGGUCAGGGUUCUGGAUGAGAAAGUGAGCGUGACAGAGCUGGGAGUGCAGCUGGUGUCUGGCCUCUCUCUGUCCCUCCAGCUCAGCCCAGGGAGUAACAGGGCCAUAGUCGCCACUGCUACCACACAGGAAGUCAUGCAGAAACUCAAACAGGAGUCCCUCAUCAGUGCCUGGCUCCAGUUCAGCGACGGCUCCAUGACCCCUCUGGACCACUACGACCCCGCCCACUUUGUGCUCACAGCAACCUCAUUGGACGAGCAGGUGGUGUCGGUACGGCGCAGCGCGGAGUGGAAGUGGCCGGUCAUUGUGGCAAACGGCGAAGGGCAGGGGUUACUGGUGCGUGUGGAGAUGACAUCAUCAGAGAUCUGCCAGAAGACAAAGCGACGCACCAUUUUGGCAGCCGGGGUGGGAAAUGUCUGCGUUAGGUUUGGCCGCUCUGAGGAGCCAUACAGCCACCCUGGAGGCAAAACACGACCAGACCCGCCCUACUACGGAGGCUCCAUCUCUGACAUUGAGGCUGGGAUCAUGAACCGGGGGGCCACAACAGUCAAGACCCCUAUCCCGGUGAGGCCCAAUGGGGACAGGCUGUCGGCCGACGGAAGAGUCCCUGGGGGGUUCUCUGAGUUCCCUGCCCAGGAGGAGCUGCCGCGGGGCCGCAGCACGGAUGAGGAUCUGUUGUCAUCACGCCGCAGCCUCACUGACCUGGAGAUCGGUAUGUACGCACUGCUGGGCGUCUUCUGCCUGGCCAUCCUGGUCUUCCUCAUCAACUGCAUCUCCUACGCCCUCAAGUACCGCCAUAAAGAGCUGCCCUUGGAGGCCCCCGAGGCCAUGCCCCAUGCCCACGACUGGGUGUGGCUUGGCCAGGAGGAGGGCCUGUGUCUGCAGCAGCAGCAGGACGAGCUGGGCAGCACCCUGGAAGAAGGCAGCCAGUUGCUGAACGGCGGUGUUCUGAAGGGCAGUGCCCAGGGAGGCUGCCCGGGAGGCAGGAACGAGUCACUCAACUCACCCACCACCAAGAGGAAGAGGGUCAAAUUUACCACCUUCGCCAACAUCAAGCCCAGUAACGGAUGCCCAGUUCUAAGCCCGCUGGCACUCGGACAGACCACCGACAUUAAGUGGGUAUGUCCGGACAUCGAGCUGGGGGACUCGCAAGAGCUCCGGAAUUACAUGGAGAGGUUGAACGAGAAUGCUACAAAAAACAUUGUAUAG